ACGCCCGCCGGCGGGGCAGACUUGCGCGGCGACAUGGGGCGUGCGGCGGCGGCGCUGGCGGCGGUGGUGGCGGUGCUGGCUGGGCGGCUGGCGGGCUUCAACGUGGACACGACCUACCCCCUGGUGUGGGAGUCCCACCAGAGGGCCAGCUACUUCGGCUACACGGUGGCCCUGCGGGACCUGGGCGGCGGCGACUUCAGGGUGGUGGUGGGAGCACCCAGAGCCAACUCCUCGUACGAGAGCCAUGCACAGUUGCAGGAGCCGGGGGCCGUGUAUCAGUGCAGUGUCCAGGAAACUACGUGCGAGCAGCUGACCCUCAGCUUGUCAGGAAAUACGAUUCACAACCUAGAAACAGGCUUCAGCUACACGGACAGAAAAGACUACAGUUGGCUCGGAGGGUCUAUCGCUGUUCGACAGACUCCCCGCAGUCCUCUGUUGGUAUGUGCCCCACGCUGGAAAAACAGUAUUUACAAAAAUUUCUUCUUCAUGAAUGGCAUGUGUUACUGGUUACCUGCAGACUCAGAACCAACUUCAAAUGCUCGAAUUGUCUAUCCAUUAAGUGGCAAUUAUCACGACUACCCAGGAAAAAACAAGACAAAAGUGUAUUAUUUUGCAUAUGGGGAGGCUGGAUUUUCAACGCAUCUCACUGAGAAUGGCGAAGACAUGUUGAUUGGAGCUCCAGGGAUAUUGGAUUGGGCAGGAAGCAUUGCUUUCUACCGUAGCUCAAAGAAGAAUGUGACAGAGCUGAGAAUUCCCAACCCAGUCCACACGUCUGAACAGGAAUCUAAUGACUAUUUUGGCUAUGCUGUCAGCUCUGGCAAGUUCUUCAAAAAGCCAGCGGAUGCAUCAGGAACUCUGUACGUGAGCGGGGCGCCGCGGGCGGGCAAUCUCCGUGGGAAGGUGUUUGUGUUCGCCCUGCCGGCCCGGGAGAGCCGCCCCCUGGACGUGCGGGUGGAGAAGGUGGGGGAGCAGCUGGGAGAGUACUUCGGGGCGUCGCUGUGCGUUGCGGACCUGGACGGCGACGGCCUCGACGACCUCCUGGUGGGAGCCCCCCACUACUCGCUGAGGGAGCCCGGCGGGACGGCGUGGGACGAGGGCCGGGUUUACGUCUUCCUCAGCCAGGACCAGGGACGAAUGAAGGAAGUUACGGCAGAGAAUAAAAUAGUGGGUGAUGGAAUCCAUGGAGCCAAUUUUGGGACUAGCAUUGCGUCUUUGGGAGACAUUAAUGGAGAUGGUUAUGCAGAUGUUGCAAUCGGAGCCCCAUAUGGUGGUGGGGAUGGAAGAGGAGCAGUCUAUAUCUACCACGGACAUAGAGAUGGAAUUAACACCAAGUACAGUCAGCGCAUAUUGGGCUCUGACAUCAAACCGACAGUCUGGGGUUUUGGAAUAAGCAUUUCAAAUGGAAUGGAUAUAGAUGACAAUAAUUACAAUGACUUGGCCGUGGGUGCCUACGCGUCGGGGCUUGCCGCCGUGCUGAGGACCCGCCCCGUGGCUGCCCUCAGCGCCGAGCUGACCGCGGACGUGAACAGGAUCAGCAUCAACGCGACCAGCUUCCAGGUGGCGUCCUGCCUCGGCUACACCGGCCGGUUCGUGCCCUUCGCCGUAGAGGUGAAUUGCACGAUGAUGGUGGAUUCACUUCUGUCCAUCGCCUACUUCUCUGACUCCAGCGACCCUGCACAAGAGUUCAAGACUCACACUGAAAACAUCCUCGUGUACAGCGGCGUCCCAAGUUGCAAAAAUUACACCAUCAACUUGAAGCCUGGUAAGAAAGACUUCUCGAAACCCAUCGAUGUUAAACUUGACUACUCACUAAUAGAGGAUGAUAUCACGCCCACCAGGAAAAGGAGAAACAGCUAUGAAGACUUCUGCAAGUCUUGUCCUGUGCUGGACCCCAGCCAGCCGACCUCCGCCAUGCUGCGAGUCCCUUUCGCAACCGGUUGUGGGGAAGAAGACAUUUGUCGCACGGACCUGAGAUUGUACACGGAUCUCGUCAGUGCCACAGUGCCGCUGGUGCUGGGCAACCAGAGCGCGGUUGCGCUGGUCAUCGCGGUGGAGAACCUAUUGGACCCGGCGUUCCUCGCCCACGUCGUCAUCGAGGCGCCGUGGCUGCUGGCCCUCAUCAGGAUGCCGUCCUCGUGCCGCGAGGACUCCUCCGCGUCGCUGCUGCGCCUCGACUGCGAUCUCGGCAACCCCCUCACCUCCCGCGCCGGUCUGAGGAAUGUAACUGUGGAGUUGGACGUAACAAACGUUCCCGGGAACACUACGGAGUUGGUGUUCAACGUGACAGCAGCUAGUGCGGGUCAAGAGCAGUUGCCUAGUGACAAUGGCAAAGUUCUGAAGCUGAAAGUCAGCACUUUCUCCGAUGUAAGGAUAAUAGGGACAUCCAACCAAGAGACAGUUUACUUCAGUAAAGCAGAUGACAGUGAUGAUGAGGAAAUGACAGUUGUACACUCUUAUGAGGUGAGGAACUACGGCCCCAGCAAAGUUGAAUCUGUGCGCCUCGAGUUUAGGGUUCCUGUUGCAAUGUUGGUUGCUGGGAAGACCAUAAUCUUCAACAAGUUGUACCCACCAAAGGCGUCGCUGGGCGGGCAGCCCUUCUUCUGCUCGGGUGCUGGCUACGAGUUCGCGGUAGACAAGCGCGGUUGGGGCGACGCGGAGUCAGAAGCGCCCGAUGGGGACGUCAGCCUGGCGACGCUUGCCCGCAGACGACGCUCCGCGCGGGAUGAUGCCCGAGAAGGCGAGGGAUCGUUGGCCAACGGAACGCUGCUCGUGAACUGUAGCCAGGAGCACACCGUGUGUGCCACUGUUGCAUGCGACAACGUGGGCCCGUUCCCGUCCGUGCAGAGCAGCGCGCCGGUGCAGCUGUCCAUGAGUUUGCAGAUACGUGACCUAGUACACAUUUUGGGCAAGAGAAAUGUCUUAUUGCUGUCAACUUCUGGUAGCAUCUUGAAUCAAAUCCCACCUAACACCUUAGAAAUGAUACCUUCUAAAAGCUCCUCAGAGAGGACGGUGUUGACCGUGCUGAUAGCUGAGGCCCCCAGCCCGGGCGUGAAGUGGUGGGUGCUGACGCUGGCGAUAGUUGUGGGUGUUCUGCUGCUGCUGCUACUGACGCUGGGACUGGUCAAGCUAGGAUUCUUUCGUCGAAGUAAAAAAGAAGAGCUGGAGCAUUUGAAAAACGAGAUGGAGGUUCAGUACGAUGAAAAUGACGCUGACGCAGACCAAGCCCUCUGAUGACAUCGGUCUUCACGUGUAGCGACUUAUCUGCAAGAGUGAUAACUUCUCUGUAUCACUUAAUGGACACUUGCAAUCAGGUGCGAACACAGGGGAGAAAUGUUGGUUUUCCUACGACGGUUGUGAUAGACUGGCAACGUGAAGUCUGGUGUAGUGUCCUACGCUACCUACAGCUGAUAUACUUAAGAUCUUUUCUUAUUGUGACUGUGAAUAACAAAAAAUAUAUUUCUAUAUUUGUUGCAUUGUGAAUACAGAUACAUUUGUGCAGUAUUGUAA
Messenger RNA from Bacillus rossius redtenbacheri, 3507 nucleotides. RefSeq names its product integrin alpha-PS5-like. Gene Ontology annotation, biological process: cell-matrix adhesion; cell-cell adhesion; cell adhesion mediated by integrin. NCBI's taxonomy places the organism in Eukaryota, Metazoa, Arthropoda, Insecta, Phasmatodea, Bacillidae. Gene Ontology annotation, molecular function: integrin binding. The record is from RefSeq and is a predicted model, not a curated record. The transcript is spliced from 24 exons. Gene Ontology annotation, cellular component: integrin complex; external side of plasma membrane. The coding region runs from base 34 to 3231 and encodes 1065 amino acids.